Diaporthe citri is the source of this 3405-nucleotide messenger RNA. RefSeq lists its product as uncharacterized. Gene Ontology annotation, cellular component: chromatin. The record is from RefSeq and is a predicted model, not a curated record. Gene Ontology annotation, molecular function: zinc ion binding; DNA-binding transcription factor activity, RNA polymerase II-specific; RNA polymerase II cis-regulatory region sequence-specific DNA binding. Gene Ontology annotation, biological process: regulation of transcription by RNA polymerase II; DNA-templated transcription. The transcript has 3 exons. NCBI's taxonomy places the organism in Eukaryota, Fungi, Ascomycota, Sordariomycetes, Diaporthales, Diaporthaceae. The coding region runs from base 1 to 3405 and encodes 1134 amino acids.
AUGGGCAACGACGCUGGGCCGAAGCUCGAGUCCGCUGCCAUGUCGACUGCCAACAUGUCCAACUCUCCUCCUUCUACCGACCCAGAUGUUACUGCUCCCCAGGGCGAUGACACUGAGGCCUCGACUAUCACCGUCAACACCAAGACUCCGACUGCAAAUUUCCCUCCUCCGAAGACUGAUAAGCCUCGUCCUCAUGGCUGCACCACUUGCGGUCGUGCCUUCGCUCGGCUGGAGCAUUUGAAGAGACAUGAGAGGUCCCACACGAAGGAGAAGCCGUUUGAGUGCCCAGAGUGCAAACGCUGCUUCGCCAGGCGCGACUUGCUUCUGCGCCAUCAGCAGAAGUUGCACCAGUCCACGGCCCCCUCUGCCCGUCCUCGCAACCGCCGUGAGAGCGCAAGUGGUGUUACCAUUGGUCAGAGUCGCGCUCGCAAGAACAGCGUCGCCGGCCCGGUCCAGAGUGCCCCUCCAAACCCGGCGUCCAUGAGACCGAGGGCCAAUACCAUUAGUGUUGUUGAUAGCGCCGCUAUACAGAUGAUGGCCGGCGCUGCCAACGGCCCAGUUGCGCGCAUGCCGCCGACACACAGCCGCCACGACAGUCUGAUCGGCCUGCCUUUCCAUUAUCCUCACAACCAGUUCCCGGGCAUGUCCUCGGUCAUGGGCCACCGGGGCGUGCAGCAUGGGCUUCCAAAGCUGGAAACGAACGGGCUGAGCUACGACCAGGGCCUGCGCACUGCACCGCCCCAUGCCAUUUUCCGCAACGACUUUAUGGACAACCUGUUCGCUGCCCCGACCAUUGAUCCUCAGGCGCUCCAUGUGGGGAUGGAGUCCCCACAGUCAAUCGGCGUCGAUCCGCUUUCGCCCGCCUUCCACGGCCUGCCGGACCUAUCGACACAGGCUGCCCACUUUGGACUGGAGGACUUUUUGAUUACAGAUUUUGGCCAACAGUUGACUUUCAACAACCUUAAUGACAAUGCUGUCGACGGCUCCUCGUCCUCAGCCAUCAGCACUGCAAGCCCUGGUGGCAUGAGCGACGCCAUGAUCGACGGUUCCAACAAUCCCGUUUCAACGGCCCCAGGCACCUCCUCGGCAUGGGCGCCGGGCAUGGUCUCUCCUCAGAUGGGAAACCCUUUCAACAUCGAUUUCCCGAGCCAUGUCUUCCCUGACCUCAUGACCGGGGCGCCGGUCUCGCCACACCCAAUGCAGCACGGCAUGCUGAACGACGCCUACUUCACACCACCGCCAUCGUCGAUGAACUCGGGCUCGCCCUCCGUAAUGUCGAGUAUGAAUGCUCAGAACAUGAACCAAACGUUGAAUUUUGGUCACGGCCCGGAGACGCCGACUUCGAUCAAUGGUAGUACUCAUGGCACCUCACCCGUCUCGACAAUCACUGAUUCAACAAGAAACGCCAUCCUAGGUGCCCUGUCCACAGCCUCGCUGGGCUCGACUCUCGCCAACCGCAGAUCCUCGUUCUCGGCCCACCCCUCGACUUCUUCCGCGCAUACCAAGGGUUCGCCGGACCCCGCCAGCACUCUGCCCAGCACCCACAGCCUGCAACGAUACGUCGCCGCCUAUCUGACUUACUUCCAUCCGCACUUACCGUUCCUCCACAUCGCAACAUUGUCCUUCGAGAUCCCAGCCCCACCGGCAAAGAAUGAUUUGGGCAGUAUUGGUGGAUCCGCGUGCCUGGUGCUCUCCAUGGCCGCAAUUGGCGCCUUGUACGAGAAAGAGCAUGACCGCGCUCGAGAGUUGUUUGAGAUGGCCAAGAAGAUGAUUCAGACUUACUUGGAGCAGCGAAGGAAAGCUAACGUCCGAAAAGCCGGUUUUCGAGGAGCCUCGUCCGAGCAAGAAGCACAAGGGUUCCAUGACAAUUCUACAGACACUCCUGUGUGGCUCGUCCAGUCAAUGCUCCUCAACGUCGUCUACGGCCACAGUUGCGGGGACCAGCUGGUGGGCAAGAUCGCUGAGACGCACUGUGCUGCACUGGUCAGCUUGGCCCAGGGGGCUGAUCUGCUGCGACAACCACAGAACCAUGCCGAGCAAGACACCCAAAUGAGCGACGUCUCUGACGAGCGUGCGGAAUGGCUCAAAUGGAAAGCCCUGGAGGAGCGGAAGCGUACCCUGUACACUAUCUUCAUCCUUUCCAGUCUGCUGGUCUCUGCUUACAACCACUCCCCUGCGCUCACCAACUCCGAGAUUCUACUGGAACUGCCUUGCGAUGAAGAGUUCUUCGAAGCUGAGACUAGCACGGUCUUCAAUGCUCGCGGAGGUGUUAGCGGGGCGAACCACAAUCGCAUGACCUUCCAUGACGCCCUAGGCGACCUGUUGCGUACAAAUGAGAAACAGCGUCGUCUUUCCAUGAGCAGCGGACAUGCGUUCAGUGCUGGCGACCUUCCGCCUACAACGCUCAAGCCCAGCACAUUUGGCUGUCUUGUCUUGAUCAACGCUCUGCACAACUACAUUUGGGAGACUCGGCAGAGGCAUCAUAGCAACGUCUGGACGAACGAGGAGACGGAGAAGAUGCAUCGACACAUUGAGCCUGCUCUUAAGGCCUGGCACGCGGCAUGGGCUAGCAAUCCCCACCAUUCUGCCAAACGGCCCAACCCUUUUGGCAAGGGCCCCUUGUCUGCGGAUUGCACACCGCUGUUGGAUUUGGCUUACGUGCGUCUAUUUGUGAAUCUCUCCCGCUCCAAAGGUCAGUUCUGGGAGCGUGACUGGGAUGGUAUGGCAGAGGAGCUGGCUCGUGGGAGUGAGAUUGUCCAGCACGCAGAGCAGUCGUUGCCAUGCUCGGAGCCUGCCGUAACUGACAGCCUUGAUCAUAUGGAUACCACGGGAACCGCCGCUGGCUUGACAAACAAUCACUCUGGCCAGUCUCACAUGCAGCCUCCACUUGCUAGUCGGACGACGUCAAGACGGGAGAAGCAUUUGCGGAAGGCGGCGUACUUUGCGGCUGACUCCCUAUCAAUGUCUGACAAGAUGGACGUCACCUUUGCUGACUUCACUCGUCAGGACCUGCCGCCACAAUCUGCGUUGUGCGCUUUCGACUGUGCGCAGGUCUUGGCUGAGUGGGUUGCUACCCUGCAGGACAGAGUUGGUCAAUACCUGGGAAUUUUGGGCCAAGACGAGGUCGAGCUUUUCCAGGUCCCCGCCAUCAUGCUCCUGGAAGAGGAAGACGUUCAACUACUACGGAAGGUUCAAGAUGUUCUGGACGGCUUGGAAAAGAAAAUGGGAAUGGAAUUCCUUCGGGGCGUUGCAGGUGGUUACGCGGUCAAAAUAUUGAGAGCUACGGCCCACAUAAUGGCCAAAAGUACCGCGUGGCCUGUCUCCCGAUUAAUGAUUCAAUGUCUCGAAACCCAUGCCAGUCACAUCAAAGCUCGAGUGGACAGGUCGGUGAGACCGGUCGAGUAG